AUGCUUAAUUAAGAAAAUUACAAAAUAUAACAAUUUUUAGUACAUCUCUUCAAUGUUGAUACUUCGUACUCUACAUGCUUUCAUUUAACUGAACCCAUGCUUUAUCAAGUUUUCAUUGAAUAGAUUCAUCAAGAAGACCAAAGAUAAGAUUUCACAUCAUUUGUUGAGUAGUACUAAAUGAUUUAUAGGAAAGAGUUUAGGCCUUUAUCUACAAGAACACAUUUACAUUAAUAAAGUUUAGAUAAUGUUAAACCUUUUACAUAUCCAUCAAAUUCUUAUGUGUGGAUCAAAGCAAAAUAAAAUAAAUUAAAAUAACAACUAACAGAAUAGACAUCAAAAGAAAAAUCAAUAUCUACAUAAAAAUAAUCAAGAUAAAACUAAUAUAUUGUUUAUGAAAGCUUAUAAUUAAAUACACCAAAAUAAAUUAAGAAUACUUUAUUAAUUACAUCCCCAAGAAUUUUUAAGAAAACUUCAAAUAGUAUGACUUUUGAUUUGAAUUCUAGAAAUAGAAACUAAGAAAAUGAUUAAAAAUAAAGUUUAAAAACACCAUAAUUUAAAUAACCAAGAUUUUCUGAAUCAAAAAAAGGGAAUUCUGUUGAAAGACAGAAAGACUCUUUAAAAUUUUCUAAUAAAACUAAAAUUACAAAAGAAACACCUUCAUAAUCUCAUAUUUAAAGACUAAGAAGUUUAUCAGGAACUGAAAAAUUAGCUGCACAUCAAUUAAUUAUUGGAACUAUUAAUGAAAUUAAUUAAUUAGUACAUAAAAUGGAAGAACCAAAAUUAGAUAGAAUUUAAUCUGAAGAGAGUCCUUCUUUGUAAGUACCUUCUAGAAUAGGAAUUAUGCCAGCUAAAUUAAUUUCAAUAGAUGUUAAAAAAUAUAAAUAAUGA
This is a messenger RNA of Paramecium pentaurelia, 888 nucleotides long. Lineage: Eukaryota; Ciliophora; Oligohymenophorea; Peniculida; Parameciidae. The record is from the annotation of a GenBank genome assembly.